Molecule: messenger RNA, 2137 nt
Organism: Meriones unguiculatus (Mongolian gerbil)
Lineage: Eukaryota; Metazoa; Chordata; Mammalia; Rodentia; Muridae
Gene: Cenpt
Product: centromere protein T
Exons: 14
Coding region: 119-1888 (589 amino acids)
Biological process (GO): chromosome segregation; kinetochore assembly; mitotic cell cycle
Cellular component (GO): kinetochore
Molecular function (GO): DNA binding; protein heterodimerization activity
Source: RefSeq, a predicted model, not a curated record
CUGUUGGACUACAGUUCCCGUCGGGCCCUGUGGCAGUAUCGCGAGAAUGACUCGAAAUUGAUGGCGGGAACGCCGAGCUUGUAGUAGCAAGAGCAGUUAGGAGGGCUGAGCCCCCAGCAUGGCGGACAGCUACACUUCCGACAGCGAUCAGACAACACGUACGCUCUUGCAGCGGGUGCUGGAUACAGCGGAUUUACGCACUCCGAGGCGACGACGCCGGAGCGCUCAGACUAAACACAGUGCACAGAGAACUCUGCUUCAGACACCUUCCUCCAAGAGGCAGAAUAGCCAGACAAAGACAAGCGCCAGAAGGCAUUCCCACGGAGCUAGGUCAGGUGGUAGACUGGCACGUGUUCAAGCUCGUGGACACCUGGAAGAACCAACACCCCGGACUCUGCUGAAGAAUAUCUUACUGACUGCCCCAGAAUCUUCCAUCGUGAUGCCGGACUCAGUGGUGAAGCCAGUACAAGUACCCGAGGUGCUCCGGCGGUCUUCCAGGCGGAAGAGCAGCUGGGGCAGCCUGGAACUACAACUUCCUGAACUGGAGCCCUCCUCAACCCUGGCUCCAGGUCUAAUGGCCCCUGGCAAAAGGAAGCAGAAGCUAAGAUUGUCAGUAUUUCAACGGGAAGUGAGCCAAGGGUUGCCUCUCUCCCAAGCCCUGACAGAGCCACCUGGGAAUGCUGAUGAUUCGUCUUUGACCAGCUCCUUCAGCUUUGUCCCACCCGUUCAGCCACAGUCAGUGGAGAGGCCUGGUCUGGCUCGCCGACGUCCCAUGCGCCGACCUCUGGAUGUCCAUGCUCUUUUGCAGGAUCUGGAAGAUGAUUCCUCGACCUCAGCUCUUCCAGGCUGCCAGCAGAAGGUGUGGCCCAGAUUAAAGGUAGAUCUUCCCACCUCAAAGAUCUGGGUCUUGGACUGGAGAGAUGGCUCAGAGGUUAAGAGCACUGUCUGCUCUUUCAGAGGUCCUGAUUUCAAUUCCCAGCAACCACAUGGUGGCUCACAACCAUCUAUGAGAUCUGGUGCCCUCUUCUGGCAUGCAGGUGACAACUGUAGAACCCCUGUUGCUACUCUGCCAACGGAUGUAUUGUUGGAAGACACCCAGCCUUUCUCACAGCCCGUGGCUGGCUCUUCCCUUAGCAUGCACCACUCUCUGCCCAACCCUUCUCACACUGGGGCUGAAGAUGCUCAAAGAGCGGGCUCCAGGACACGAAGCACUGGGCCUAGGCUGCAGAGCCACAUGAACAGAACUAGCAUGGACACUACUCCUUUGCCCUUCUCGGAGCCACAGCCUCAGCCUCUAGAACUAAGAGAAGCAGUGGGAUCCCAGGAGGCUGUGGAGGCCAAGGUUCAAGAAGGAUCUUCAGGGGAUAAGGAUACUUUUGGCAGGCCAGCAAGUCCAGAAUUAGCCUUCACCACCCAUGACUUACUCCCAGAGGAGCAGCCACAUCAGUUUCUGGAGCCACCCCUACCUCCUGGAGUUGCAGCCUUAUCUUCAGAGCCCCAGGAGCCUAUGCCAGCCAAGCUUCCAAUUAGGACUGGAACUGCAGGUCCUAGGCACCGCCCAGACCCCUACAAGGCUGGACUGAGCCACUAUAUGAAACUCUUCAGUUUUUAUACUAAGAUGCCUGUGGAGAAGAAGGCUCUUGAGUUGGUGGAAAAGUGCCUAGACAAGUAUUUCCAGCACCUUUUCAACGACCUGGAGGCAUUUGCUGCUCAUGCCGGCCGUAAGACUGUGAAACCAGAGGAUUUGGAGCUGCUGAUGCGACGGCAGGGACUGGUCACAGAUCAGGUCUCACUACACGUGCUUGUGGAGCGCUACCUGCCCUUGGAGUACCGCCAGCUCCUCAUCCCCUGUGCAUUCAGUGGCAAUUCUGUCUUUCCUGCCCAGUAGUGGCCAGGCCUUAACACUUGCCCUAUUCCUACCUUGGACAUCUUGAACCCCACAAUCGUCAAGGUCUCCUUCUCCUACUACCAAUAAAGUCUCACAAAUGGCUUGUUCUGCUUUUUGGUACAGGUAAUAGGGCUGGCUCAAAUCCCCUACCCCCAGCCUGAAAAAUAGUAUGAAUUUAGAUAAAAGAAUUUUUAUACUGGAAGUUCAGCAACAUUCAAGCAUUUAAGUUGCCAAUAGGGGUUCUAGCUU